Musa acuminata AAA Group (dessert banana) is the source of this 19989-nucleotide messenger RNA. Its product is annotated as acetyl-coenzyme A carboxylase carboxyl transferase subunit beta, chloroplastic-like. The record is from RefSeq and is a predicted model, not a curated record. The coding region runs from base 70 to 1893 and encodes 607 amino acids. Gene Ontology annotation, molecular function: acetyl-CoA carboxylase activity. Gene Ontology annotation, cellular component: acetyl-CoA carboxylase complex. The transcript has a single exon. NCBI's taxonomy places the organism in Eukaryota, Viridiplantae, Streptophyta, Magnoliopsida, Zingiberales, Musaceae. Gene Ontology annotation, biological process: fatty acid biosynthetic process.
AAUAGUGAAAGUAAAAUGAUUAUCCAUCGAAUGUAUUGUAUUUCAUCAAAUAGGGGGUAGAAAGACUCUAUGGGAAAAUGGUGGUUCCGUUCGAUGUUGUCUAACGAGAAGUUAGAACAUAGGUGUGGGCUAAGUAAAUCUAGGUGUGGGCUAAGUAAAUCAAUGGAUAGUCUUGAUGGUAUUGGACAUACCAGUAGAAGUGAACAACCUAUUCUAAACGAUACGAAGAACGAUACGAAGAAAAAGAUUCCUAGUUGGAAUCAUAGUGGUAAUUAUAGUUUCACUAAUGUUGAUUCUUUAUUUGAAAUCAAGGAUAUUUGGAGUUUGAUCUCUGAUGACACUUUUUUAGUUAGGGAUAGUAAUGGUGACAGUUACUCUGUAUAUUUUGAUAUUGAAAAUCAGAUUUUUGAGGUUGACAAUGAUAGUUCUUUUCUGAGUGAACUAGAAAAAAAACUUUCUAGUUAUUUGAGUAGGGGGUCUAAGAAAAAGAAUCACUACUAUUAUCAUUACAUGUAUGAUACUCAAUCUGGUUGGAAUAAUCACAUUAAUAGUUGCAUUGAUAGUUAUCUUCGUUUUGAAGUCAGUAUUAAUAGUUCUAUUUCGGGUAGUACCAACAAUUACAGUGACAGUUACUUUUAUAACUUCAUUUGUACUGAAAAUAGAAAUAGUAGUGAGAGCGGUAGGUCUAGUAAAAGAACUAGAAAAAAUUUCAAUGAUUUCCAUGAAGAGGUGGAAUCCGAUUUCCAUGAAGAAGUAGAAUUCCACGAAGAAGUAGAAUCCGACUUCCAUGAAGAAGUAGAAUCCGAUUUCCAUGAAGAAGUAGAAUUCCACGAAGAAGUAGAAUCCAAUGAUUUCAAUGAAGAAGUAGAAUCUGAUUUCAAUGAAGAAGUGGAAUCCGAUUUCAAUGAAGAAGUGGAAUCCGAUUUCAAUGAAGAAGUGGAAUCCGAUUUCAAUGAAGAAGUGGAAUCCGAUUUCAAUGAAGAAGUAGAAUUCCAUGAAGAAGUAGAAUUCCAUGAAGAAGUAGAAUCCGACUUCCAUGAAGAAGUAGAAUCCAAUGAUUUCAAUAUAAAUCAAAAAUACAAACAUUUAUGGGUUCAAUGCGAAAAUUGUUAUGGAUUAAAUUAUAAAAAAUUUUUUAAGUCAAAAAUGAAUAUUUGUGAACAGUGUGGAUAUCAUUUGAAAAUGAGUAGUUCAGAUAGAAUUGAACUUUCGAUUGAUCCCGGAACUUGGGAUCCUCUGGAUAAAGAUAUGAUAUCUAUAGACCCCAUUGAUUUUCGUUCAAAAGAGGAACCUUAUGGAGAUCGUAUCGAUUCUUAUCAAAGAAGGACAGGUUUAGCUGAUGCUAUUCAAACAGGCAUAGGUCAAAUAAAUGGUAUUCCCGUAGCAAUUGGCGUUAUGGAUUUUCAGUUUAUGGGAGGUAGUAUGGGAUCCGUAGUAGGCGAGAAAAUUACUCGUUUGAUCGAGUAUGCUACUAAUCGAUCUCUACCUGUCAUUAUUGUGUGUGCUUCUGGAGGAGCACGCAUGCAAGAAGGAAGUUUGAGCUUGAUGCAAAUGGCUAAAAUAUCUUCUGCUUCAUCUAAUUAUCAAUCAGAUAAAAAGUUAUUCUAUGUAUCAAUUCUUACAUCUCCUACAACUGGUGGAGUAACAGCCAGUUUUGGUAUGUUGGGGGAUAUCAUUAUUGCUGAACCUAACGCCUACAUUGCAUUUGCGGGUAAAAGAGUAAUUGAACAAACAUUAAAAAAGGUAAUACCUGAAGGUUCACAAGUGUCUGAGUAUUUAUUCCAUAAAGGUUUAUUCGACCCAAUAGUACCACGUAAUCUUUUAAAAGGUGUUCUGGGUGAGUUAUUUCAGCUCCACGGUUUCUUUCCCUUGAAUCCAAGUUCAAAAAUGUAAAGUAUAGCACUAGAUUCAGUUAUUUUAUUUGUAGCGAACAAGUAUUUAAUUCGUCGUAAUCAGGUGUUUUCUUUGGUGACAUAAGUUCUCCUUGUAAUAAGAGACAGAGGUUUCGGAUAAUUUUUAUUUUAUAUUUUAUUAUAUUUUAUUUAUUAUAUUUUAGAAUAUAGAAUAUAUAGUUUUAGAAUAUAGAAUAUAUAGUUUCUAUCUAGUCAUUUUCUAUCUAAUCAUAUAGAAUUAUAGUUGAUAUUACUUAUUACUUAUAAAUAAAUAUUAUAAAUAAAUAAUAUUUAUUAUAAUUUUUUAUAAUAUAUUUAUAAUAUAAUAAUGGCUUGAUAUAAUAUAAUAAUGGCUUGAUAUUACUUAUAAUAGAUAUAUCAUAAGUAAUAGAUAUAUCAUAAGAAGAUAUCUUUCUAAUAGAUAGAAAUAUUAAAACAGAUAGAAAUAUUAAAUUGAGGCACCUAUUCUAUGACAGAUCCCAACUUACCCUCUAUUUUUGUGCCUUUAGUGGGCCUAGUAUUUCCGGCAAUUGCAAUGGUUUCCUUAUUUCUUCAUGUCCAAAAAAAUAAGAUUGUCUAGACCCAAUGGGACCGAAUCUUAUCAAUUUAUUUCAACACUGGAUGAUAAUACAGAUAUUUAUCUCGUGUAAUAUGGUAUGAUAUGUGGCUCUUUCCGAACACACAAAUGAAAGAAUCGUUAUGCGGAUAUAUGAUAUCUGCAUAAAUGCAUGUAUAUGUGAAUAUAGCUGGUUCAAAAUGGAUUAGUGAAUAUUUUAAAUAGAAAGUCAAUGUAUCUAACCAAUUACUCUCCUAAUGUUUCACAUCAGAAUAGUGCUAGUUGAUGAAAGUUACUUCGGGAUCAAGAAAGGUAAAGUCAAAUUUAUUUGGGUUAUUCGCUCAAUUCCAAUCGAAUGCACUGGAUCUAGUAUAGUAUGAAUUGGCGAUCAGAACAUAUAUGGAUAGAACUUAUAACGGGGUCUCGAAAAACGAGUAAUUUUUGCUGGGCCUGUAUCCUUUUUUUAGGUUCACUAGGAUUCUUAGUGGUUGGAACUUCCAGUUAUCUUGGUAGGAAUUUGAUACCCGUAUUUACAUCUCAGCAAAUCAUUUUUUUUCCACAAGGGAUCGUGAUGUCUUUCUACGGGAUCGCGGGUCUAUUCAUUAGCUCGUAUUUGUGGUGCACAAUUUCGUGGAAUGUAGGUAGCGGUUAUGACCGAUUCGAUAGAAAAGAAGGAAUAGUGUGUAUUUUUCGCUGGGGAUUUCCUGGAAUAAAUCGUCGCAUCUUCCUUCGCUUCUUUAUGAGAGAUAUCCAAUCAAUCAGAAUAGAGGUUAAAGAGGGUCUUUAUACUCGUCGUGUCCUUUAUAUGGAAAUCAGAGGCCAAGGAGCCAUUCCCUUGACUCGUACUGAUGAGAAUUUUACUCCACGAGAAAUUGAACAAAAAGCUGCCGAAUUGGCCUAUUUCUUGCGCGUACCAAUUGAAGUAUUUUGAAACGAACUGAAGUGAAGAAUAAAAUGAAGAAUAAAUAUUUUCUCAAGAUGGGGGAAGGAACUUGCUAAUUCCUCUUUUAAUACAACUGAAGUUUCUUCAUUCUUUUAUACUAGAAAAAGGUCUAAUCUAACUAACGAAUCUAAUCUAAUAAGUAUAGAUAUAAAUUCAUCAAACCUAUCCGAACAUGUAUUUCGUAAUACAGAAUUCAUCUUUUUAGGCCCAAGAUUUGGAAUUGAUACCCUUUUCUGGUUAGACGGUGAAACAUUUCGAAAGAAUUAAUUGAUCCAGGGGGAGUUUUUUCGUCUCGAAACUCGAUUCGUUACUUCAAGUGGGUUUUCGAGUAUUCAUCGAAAGGAACAAAUGAAAAUAAAAUUGGUUCAAAUUUGCCCAAUUGAGAUAUCUGGAAUAAUAUUUAUUUCUUUUUUUCUCAUUUUCAUCCGAAAAGAACUCUUAUUCUAUGUCUAUAUUCCUUCUAAAUCAAAAAAAAAAUAAAAUUAUUACACAAUAAUAGGAAAGGAAUAGACCCAUAGGUCAAUACCUUGUUAUACAACUCGUGCUUCAAAGAAAUAUCAGAUCAGAUAGAGUCAACGAAUGAAGCAGGUUCAUUAACAAUUCAAUUCACAGAAAAAAAAAAAUGAAAAAAAAGAAAGCAUCGGCCUCCCUCCCAUAUCUCGCAUCUAUAGUAUUUUUGCCCUGGUGGGUCUCUUUCUCAUUUAAUAAAUGUCUGGAACCUUGGGUUACUAAUUGGUGGAAUACCAGGCAAUCCGAAAAUUUUUUGAAUCAUAUUCAAGAGAAAAACGUUCUGGAAAGAUUCAUAGAAUUAGAAGAACUAUUCCUAUUGGACGAAAUGAUAAAGGAGUACCCGGAAACGCAUAUACAAAAACUUCAUAUAGAAAUACACAAGGAAACAAUACAAUUAGUCAAAGCACACAAUGAAUAUGAUCUCCAUAUCAUUUUGCAUUUCUCGACAAAUAUAAUCUGUUUCGCUAUUCUAAGUGGUUAUUUUAUUCUGAGUAAUGAAGAACUCGUCAUUCUUAAUUCUUGGGUUCAGGAAUUCCUCUAUAACUUAAGUGACACAAUAAAAGCUUUUUCUAUUCUUUUAGUUACUGAUUUAUGGAUCGGAUUUCACUCGACCCAUGGUUGGGAACUAAUGAUUGGUUCGGUCUACAACGAUUUUGGAUUGGAUCAUAACGAUCAAAUUAUAUCUGGUCUUGUUUCCACUUUUCCAGUUAUUCUAGAUACAAUUGUGAAAUAUUGGAUCUUCCUUUUUUUAAAUCGUGUAUCUCCUUCGCUUGUAGUAAUUUAUCAUUCAAUGAAUGAAUAAAGAACUCAUUUGAUCUUAUUAUAUCAAUCAAAUCAGAAUCUUUCUUCGUGUAUAAAGAAAGUAUUUUCAAUUUGACUUAAUUCUUUAUACUUUUAUCUGUUCAAGGUAUUCGUCCUAUAUUCCAGUACAAUUAUUCCAGUACAAUGACAGACUCGUGUAUAGGGAACUAUACUAGCUACCUAUCUAAUUUAUUGUAGAAAUUCGGGGAUCAAUGAUUGGACAUGCAAAAUAAAAAUACUUUUUCUUGGGUAAAGGAAGAGAUGACUCGAUCCAUUUCUGUAUCGAUCAUGAUAUAUGUAAUAACUCGGGCAUCUAUUUCAAAUGCAUAUCCCAUUUUUGCGCAGCAGGGUUAUGAAAACCCGCGAGAAGCAACGGGACGAAUUGUAUGUGCCAAUUGCCAUUUAGCUAAUAAACCCGUGGAUAUUGAAGUUCCGCAAGCUGUGCUUCCUGAUACUGUAUUUGAAGCAGUUGUUCGAAUCCCUUAUGAUAAGCAACUGAAACAAGUUCUUGCUAAUGGUAAAAAGGGGACUUUGAAUGUGGGGGCUGUUCUCAUUUUACCCGACGGAUUCGAAUUAGCCCCCCUUGAUCGUAUUUCUCCUGAGUUGAAAGAAAAGAUAGGAAAUCUGUCUUUUCAGAGUUAUCGUCCCAACAAAAGAAAUAUUAUUGUGAUAGGUCCUGUUCCCGGUCAGAAAUAUAGUGAAAUCGUCUUUCCCAUUCUUUCCCCCGACCCUGCUACGAAGAAAGACGUUCACUUCUUAAAAUAUCCCAUAUACGUAGGUGGGAACAGAGGAAGGGGUCAGAUUUAUCCUGAUGGUAGCAAAAGUAACAAUACAGUCUAUAAUGCUACAUCAGCAGGUAUAGUAAGCAGAAUAGUACGUAAAGAAAAAGGGGGAUAUGAAAUAACCAUAGUUGAUGCAUCGGAUGGACAUCAAGUGGUUGAUAUUAUACCUCCAGGACCAGAACUUCUUGUUUCAGAGGGUGAAUCCAUCAAGCUUGAUCAACCAUUAACAAGCAAUCCCAAUGUGGGAGGCUUUGGUCAGGGAGAUGCAGAAAUAGUGCUUCAAGACCCAUUACGGGUCCAAGGUCUUUUGUUCUUCUUGGCAUCUGUUAUUUUGGCACAAGUUUUUUUGGUUCUUAAAAAGAAACAGUUUGAAAAGGUUCAAUUGUACGAAAUGAAUUUCUAGGUGCAGAGAUUCCUUAACAUCAAGUUGGUAAAAAGCGCCGAAUUUUUUUUGAUCCAUACAAUUAUGUAUGAUCAAAAAAUCUGUAAACCUUUUUGGUUGCUUUGUUUAUACUUUUUUUUCGUUUUGCGGGAUGUCUGGAAUUCAUUACUUGUAUCCUAUUCUUAGUAAUAGACAAUAGACAUACAAAGAAAGAGAAUACAGAGCAAGGAUGGGAAAAAUGAAAGAAAGAAAUCCUUUUAGGAGGGAUUACUAGUCUUACGAGUCUUCUAUUCGACACAAGAAAAGGGCGGAAAAUCCUUUUUCUUGUGUCGUCUUAUAUCGAAAUAAUAAUGAUUUUUUCUCCUGUUCGUCAAAGAUUACCAUUCCUUCUUUUCCGGGUCCACCAGAACUCUUUUGGUUAGAUUCAUAGGAAGUUGUGGACAAACAAAAAGAGAGAAAGGAUUAGGGGAAUAAUUGAUUGAGCAAAUAGAACUUCUUCAAUUAACUUAAACUUUUAACUUAGAGAAAUUAUUCAAGAGAAAUUAUUCAAACAAAUUAUAUUAUAGAGUUUUAUAGAGUAAGUUCUAUAGAGUAAGUUCUAUUAGUAGUUUAGUAUAGAAAUUAUUUGCAGGAUGUCUCAUGCGUAGAAAUCUAUAUAAUAUUGUAUUAUUCAGAAAAUCCAUUGAUUACUCUUUUCUUGUUUCUUCAUAAGAGUUAAUAUUAUGGAGGAAAGGAAGAACAGAGACUAUGAAUCAAUCAAUAGAUUCAAUUCUUCAAAAACAUUAUUAAGAAACAAAAGAAUAGAGUGGUUUGAAACAUCAGAGCAAAGGAUCCGUUUUGUCAUUUCAUUUCUACGAAUAUAAUAUUUUGAUUAUGUUGACUGGCCAAUUUGUAUGUUAUGGAAUAGAUCAUAAUCUUCCUAUAAGAGUAAGAAAAGAACUCAACGGGACCUUAUCGCUCUAAUUAGACAAAGGAGGGUAAGGUCCCGUUGAGUUCUUUUCUUACUCUUUCAUGUCUACAAUCCGGUUUAUCCGAUUACUAGAGAGAUGAACCCAACCCAGAAUAUGAACCGUAAAAGAAAACACCUAUUAAACCGAUCACAGGAAUACCAGUUACAGUACCAACCAGCCAAAGAGGAAUCCUUCCAGUAGUAUCGGCCAUUUCCCCUACUUUCCUCCACAUUUUCUCAAAUGGUCGUGCUAGAGACAAAAACAGUCAUGGAUAAUUAUGAGGAUGGUAUCUUUCCGAAUGGGAUAAGAGAAUUCCUACUAUUCUCUUUCUUUCUUUCAAUUGAAGAAAUAAUUGGAAAAUAAAACAGCAAGUACAAAAAUGAGUAAUAAACCCCAGUAUAGACUGGUACGAUUCAAUUCAACAUUUUGUUCAUUCGGGUUUGAUUGUGUCAUAGCUCUAUAAUUCAAAUUAGGUUUAUCGUUGGAUGAACUGCAUUGCUGAUAUUGACCCCAAAAAAGAAACGGUAGGUACAGCUAGUCCGUGAACAGCCAACCAUCGCACUGUAAAAAUUGGAUAGGUUCGAUCUAUGGUCAUUGGGGGCCUCCUAAAAGGAUUUACUAAAUUCAUCAAGUUGUUCCAAAGAAUCAAAACGGCCGGUUAUCAAUGGAAUACCUUGUCGGCUCUCUGUGAAAUACUCGUUUGGCCGAGGACUUCCAAACACGUCGUAAGCUAAACCCGUACUGACGAAUAACCAACCCGCAAUGAAUAGGGAAGGUAUAGUAAUGCUAUGAAUGACCCAGUAUCGAAUACUGGUAAUAAUAUCAGCAAAAGAACGUUCUCCCGUGCUUCCAGACAUUCUGAGCUCCACAAAUUUUUGUACAUUCAAAAAAGGGAAUCGAUUCCUUGAAAGAUGGGAUCAGUAAAUGGAAAACUACUGAUAUUGCAUCUUUGUGAGAUCGUCAAUUUUGUACCAAAGGUUUAUUUCAAGUAUACCGAAUCAGUAUAGCUAUCCUUCCUCUGGCACAGCAACGCAGUCUCGAUCGGUACCGAAAUGCUACAUAAUUCUUUUCUUCUUUUUUUGUUCCUUGUCUAUGCAUAACUCUAUGUUAUUCAAUAGAUCAAUAGAAAAUUACUCAAAUUCCUUAUAAGAUUUCCAUUAUUGGAUUCAUAAUAGAAAGUAAAGAUCUUGGAAAAGCGUGAAUCGAUGGUUUCUAAUAAUUUAUGAAGCAUAUUAUAAUAUUCACACAAUUCAAUUAUAUGUAUGCGAAAUCUAUAAUAAACCCAUUUUUUGGUUAAAAGUUUUUUUGUUCAAAUCUUUUUAUUUCAAGUAAUUGGUUGGUCGUAUAAUACAAUAAAUAUACUGUAAUACAAAAUACAAUAGUAUAUACUAUAUUAGUGAAAGAAACAGAACAUGAAAGAAACAGAACCCAGUUGGAACAAUCCAUAUUCGUGAUGCAACCGUUAUUGUAUUAGAUCCAAAACAAAGGUUCUUUCUUGACCAAACUAGAAGUAUGGAACUCCAUGAUAUGGAAAGACAGAAUAUAGAAUCUAAAAGGAUAAUGGAAGUUGUUCGUCUUUGAAUCGAGUUGGACCUGAAAAAAAAGAAUAAAAAUAUAAAAAUGAAAAAUAGAGUAAAGGUUUUAUUUUUUUCGAUAGAUCGUGGGACACCUUUUUCUUUUCAUUCGAAAUAUUAUGUUAUGGGCAAUUAAGCAACCUAUUACUGUACUGAGUCCAAUGAGUUAAAAUAAAUAAAAGGUAAAUAGUAUCAGGCCGUUCGUUCCAAAAAGGAUUAGAUCCUAUUGAAAUAGAAAGGAAAUGAUUAAAAUGGAAUUUUCAAAUCCAAUUCUUUUAUUCCAAAAUUACUUAAAUUACUUAUAUUUUAUUUAAUAUUUUAUUUAAUAUUUAAGUAUAAGUCCAUAAGUAAUUUAAGUUUUGAAUGAAGUUACACGGCACAGUUCUUAAUUACUAUUACUUUUACUUAUACUUUAUAUUUUACUUACUUUUACUAUUACUUUAUUCAACUCACAAAUACUUUAUUCAACUCACAAAUUCCACAAUGAAUCUGUUGAUUCCGAAUCAUAGGAUCGGUCAAUGUCACAGCAGAUGAAUCGAAUUUUUCUACCUAUGUCACUCUUAGUUAGUCUUAUCUAUAAUGACUGAUGAAUCCAGAAUUUUCAAUUGGAACUAAACUAAUUCUGUCAAUUGAUUUUUUCUUGCCGUCGUAUUUUGUAAAAAUUGAAACUUAGGUAAGUGUUUUAUCAACAUAUGUAGCAAAAGAACAUAUCUAAUUUAGCUCUUUCAUGCUUACUAUAACUAGUUAUUUCGGUUUUCUACUGGCUGCUUUAACUAUAACCUCAGCUCUAUUCAUUGGUUUGAACAAGAUACGACUUAUUUGAAAUGAAUUGAAUGAAAAAUUGAUAAAAACGAAUAUUUCUCUGAGAUUCCGGGUAUUCUAUGGUUCUUUCUCACAUCAAUUGCCAAUUCUUGGUCAUUGAGAUUCACGGAUAAUUCAGAUUAAUAUUUAGGGAUAGAUCUUACCUUUCUUUUUAUCCCCUUAAACAAACCGAAAUGAUUGAAGUUUUUCUAUUUGGAAUCGUCUUAGGUCUAAUUCCUAUUACUUUAGCAGGAUUAUUCGUAACCGCAUAUUUACAAUAUAGACGUGGUGAUCAGUUGGACCUUUGAUUGAGUAAUAUUUCUUUCUUUUUUUGAUUGACCUCCUGCAGGAAGGAGGUCAAAUUCAAGUUACAAUUCAACUUUUUGUUUUGUUAAAUUAUUAAUUAUUUUAUUGUGAUUCGACAUCAAAUAAACCGAAUCACGCUCUGUAGGAUUUGAACCUACGACAUCGGGUUUUGGAGACCCGCGUUCUACCGAACUGAACUAAGAGCGCUUUCUUAUCCUUAUGACAGGAGAUACGACUGUACUGUAAAGAAAAGUAAUUUUUCUACCCCCAAUACGUCUUGCAUACAUAUAGUAUGCAAGACCGGAAGAUUAUGUCCAAUUUUAAUCGAUCUCAAUGAAUCCCUCGUUACUGCCCAUGGGAGAAGUAAUAGGUAGGGAUGACAGGAUUUGAACCCGUGACAUUUUGUACCCAAAACAAACGCGCUACCAAGCUGCGCUACAUCCCUUUUCAAAAUUGUUGUACAGUUUCAUUGUACAAAAUCCCUGUCUUGUUUUCCAUAUCGUCAUUUUCUCCUCCAUCUAUAUACAAUUUUCUUGUCAUUUCUUCUUUUUGGUUUCAUAUAAUAAAAGAAUUAUAUACAUCUGAAACCUAACGUAUAAAAAAGUUAAUAUUUAUCAGUAAUGCUCAGGAACAAGGGAUUAGAUUUUUUUUCUUUUACAAAAAAAGAAAAAAAUCUAUUGCUUCAUUGUACAUAUCUAUUUUAGUUAGGAAUCCUGUUUAGUUAGGAAUUCCGUGUAAAAAAAUACAAAUGAUCUUGAACUACAGCAUCUGACCAUAUAUGUAUUACAAUCCAUAAUAGAAGGAGGAUUUUCAAUGCGAGAUAUAAAAACAUAUCUCUCCGUGGCACCUGUGCUAAGUACUCUAUGGUUUGGGUCUUUAGCAGGCCUAUUGAUAGAAAUUAAUCGGUUAUUUCCGGAUGCCUUGUCAUUCCCCUUUUUUUAAUUCUAGUUAUUGAUUGAUAUGCGAAGAAAUGAAGAAAAUUAGAGAUACAAUUCCACGUGACUAAAAUUUCGAAUUUCGCCCCUAUUUUUUCAGUUCUUUAGGAUAGGAAGGAAAAGAAAAAAGUGUAUUGAACCUCAGCAAAAAUGUGGUAGAUCGAAGAUCGAAUUUUGGAGAACAGAAAUGAAAAUGUGGAUCCAGUCUACGGCGAGUUCCACGAAAUCAUAGCAUAGAAAGAAGAUAUUUAACUUAAAUAAUAAAUAAAAUAAAUAUUAAUAAAAUAUUGAGAUUUAGGAUAGGAACAAUUGAGAGUUAGAAAGAAAUUGUAUUAUUUAAUUAUUACUCCAUUAAAUUAUUACUUUAUUAUUCUAGUAAAAUUGUUACUCCAUUAAUAUAAUAUUAAUUAUCAUUAUAUAAUGAAAUGAUAAUUGCAACGAAAUACUUAGAAAUUCCAUUUCUAGUUAGUAACUUCUAUCGAUUUUUUUUGUUCUUUUCUUCUUCUUCAGCUCGGAUCGAAAAUAGAAGAGUUAAGCCGAUCCAAAAUUCAAAGGAGGUUCAUGGCCAAGGGUAAAGAUGUCAGAGUCAUAGUUAUUUUGGAAUGUACCAGUUGUGCCCGAAAUGAUGUCAAUAAAGAAUCGCCAGGUAUUUCUAGAUAUAUUACUCAAAAGAAUCGACACAAUACGCCUGGUCGAUUAGAAUUGAGAAAAUUUUGUCGCUAUUGUAACAAGCAUACGAUUCAUGGAGAAAUAAAGAAAUAGAUCGAACAGAACGCGUGUGCGCUCUCGCCAAGGAAGAGGAAGAACUUAACAUAUAUUUAGAAGAACUUAACAUAUAUUUAACAUACUUAACAUAUAUUUAACAUAUAUAAUAUACAUAAUGUAUAAUAUACAUAAUGUAUAAGAUAUAUAAUAUACAUAAUGUAUACAAAUCAAAGCCUAUUUUGGUCGGAUCUGAACUGAAGUGAAUAAAGAAAUAGAAUUUUAGAAAUAAGGAAUAAACCAUGGAUAAAUCCAAGCAAUCUUUUCGUAAAUCCAAGCGAUCUUUUCGUAGGCGUUUGCCCCCAAUUGGAUCGGGGGAUCGAAUCGAUUAUAGAAACAUGAGUUUAAUUAGUCGAUUUAUUAGUGAACAAGGAAAAAUAUUAUCUAGGCGGGUGAAUAGAUUGACUUUGAAACAACAACGAUUAAUUACUAUUGCUAUAAAGCAAGCCCGUAUUUUAUCUUUGUUACCUUUUCUUAAUAAUGAGAAACAAUUUGAGAGAGCCGAGUCGAUCCCCAGAACUACUGGUCCUAGAACCAAAAAUAAAUAGACAUACUCUUCAAUUGACUCAAAACUCCAAUUGUAACUCAAGCUCAGAUUGAUGUUUUGUUCGAAAAGGCCUAGAAUCUAGAGCGGGUUCCUGUGUUAUAAGAAACAAAAAAUGGAGAAAAUUUUUUUUAUUGAAACAUAUUCGUUCAUUCCUAUUACUAUCUUAAUUUCUUUUUAUUCUAUUUUCCCGGAGUUCCUUCUCCGGGGAAUUCUGUUUCAAUCAUUCCUGUACUGUAUAUUACUUUAGAAUCUACUUUAUUUGAUGAUCUUGUUGGAAAUCAUGUAAAGACAAUUCUUAUUUGAUAUAGCUAUUUGUGCAGGUAUUUUACGAUUAAGAAGCAAUUGCUUCUUGUACAGAUUGUGUAUUAAUCUACUAUAACUAUACAAUACCUUAUUAUCACGAGUUACUGCAUUUAUCCGAGUGAUCCACAAACGACGAAAAUCCCUCUUUUGCCUGCCUCUAUCUCGAUGAGAGGAAGCCAAAGCUCUCAUUUUCUGUUGAGUAAUCGUUCGAGUAAGUCUUGAAUGAGCUCCUCUAGAGGUUGAUGCAAAUAAACGAAUUUUUGUUCGACGUCUCCGAGCUGUAUAUCCCCGUCUAACUCUGGUCAUUGAAUCAAAUUAAACCUUAAUGAAUAACUAAUUGAUUUCGAUUCUUUCAGUCAUCCUUUUCCCCUCUCACGGUCGAUUAAUAACAAAACGGAUUAUUCCGAUAUAUAAAAUAUAAAUUCCAAUGGCUUUUGCUACUAUAACCUUCCUGACCACAAUUUUUUAUUCCGUCCAGGCAUUUCACCUGCAAAUAAGAAAUUAUAAUGAUACUCAAAAAAAAUAGUGGGUUCCAUCGUUUCUAUGGUUACUUCUUAAACGGUGAGGUCCUCUCUAUACACCGGAGCCUCUUCUUUCAUUUAACCAAAUGGUAUUGUGAACUUGUAUAGUUCACACUCUUUGGCUCUACCCAUCAAUUAUAGAGUAAUAACUCUUUUCACACUAAGAGUUAUCUAUACAGUGACGGCAUUUAAUUAGGAAAGUUGGCUAGGUAGCUGACCCUCUUAGUCCGCUCUUUUAACAAUAGGCGCAUAAUCUUUUUGCUUCUUAUAAUACUAUUUCCUCCGCUUAAUGGAUAACUAUUUGCUACCAAUGGGGAAUUGCUUUUCAUCUCAAAUCUAGGUGAUUGGAUUUGCACCAAUGGAAACCAUAAAUUCCAUACACAAUAUAGGUAUAUGAUAGAUCUUUUCCAUUUACCCUAUUCAUUGGUACCGGUCAUUGACACUGGAAAAAUUGUCUCAUUUGUUCGAACUCAUGAUCUGAACGAGUCGCACAUACACCCUAGUACAUGUUCCUCGACGCUGAGGACAUCCUCUAAGAGCGGGAGAUUUCGUAACAUUUCUUAUCGGCUGUCUUGCGUUUCUAAUAAGUUGUUUAAUAGUUGGCAUGUCGUAUAUAUAUAUAUGUAUAUAUAGAAUUAGAAUGGAAUGGGUUGGUUUAGAUCGAUCUUAACCUGAUGAUUGGAUUGAUGAUUAUGAAUUUUUUCUAUUCAAUACCAAAUCACAGAAAAUUCGAAUUAUGGUUUGAAAUGGAUUUACACGAAAUCCCCGGUAUUUUCAUUUUCGACCGCUACGAGAUCAACAAUGCCAUGAGCUUGGGCUUCUGUUGCUGACAUAAAAACAUCCCUUUCCAUGUCUUCGGAUACAACCCAUAAAGGCUUGCCCGUUCUUUGUACAUAAACCUUUGUGAGGGUUUCACGAAGUUUCAGUAGUUCUUCCAUUUCCAGGACAAAUUCCCCUGUUCGUGAUUCAUAAAAAGAACUAGCAGGUUGAUGAAUCAUGACCCUAAAUAUAUUGAUAUUGAUAUAACAUCAUGAACGGUUCCUCUAUCUCGUAUGAUUGGGCUAAUGUAAGGGAUAAAAAAAAAAUAACAAGAAGAAAUUGAACAACCGUACAGGCAUCUUCUGUGCGUUGCAUACGGCUCCGCAAUGGAAUUUACUUUUUUCUUCUCUUCUAUUCUAUCUAAGAAAGAAAGAGAAUCCAUCUGAUUCAGAUCGUUGAAUGAUCCAUUUACCACCCUUCCUUUCGUAGGAGUCAAAAAUACUAUGAUGGUUCUGUUGCUUUAUAUAUUUAUCUCGUCUGUGAUUUAGCAAUCCCAAAGUGCCUUUCUGAUACGAUCAAAUAAGGAAAACUGAUCUUUUUUUUUUUCAUUUUCGUACUCUUCCAUAACAUAAAUAUCAGAAAGAAACUUCUGGUGUGGAAGAAAAAUGGUUUGUGACGCUGAAAUGUACCCCCGACACAUAAAAUCAACAAAUCGGAAAUAACCUUUGUUUCAUACUACUAUCUCGAUACAAAAUCUCAUGUUAUGAAAAAACAAUAAUGGUUUGUUCAUAUCGAACUCGAAGUGCCAUGCUAUUAUUACUUAUUAUUCAUAUUCAAUAUGGCGAAGGCAUAGUCUUUCUUUUUUUUUUCAAAUAAAAACUCAUUGGCGCCAAGCGUGAGGGAAUGCUAGACGUUUGGUAAUUUCUCCUCCGAUCAGAAUGAAAGAUCCCAUAGAAGCGGCUAACCCCAUGCAUAUUGUAUGCACAUCGGGUGGCACAAAUUGCAUAGUAUCAUAAAUAGCUAUUCCUGAUACUACCCAUCCGCCGGGAGAGUUUAUAAACAAAAAAAGAUCCCUAGUAUUAUCUUCUAUACUGAGAUAUACCAUGAGACCAACAAUUUGAUUUGAGAUCUCGCUAUUAACCUCUUGACCUAAAAAAAGUAAUCUUUCUCGAUGAAGUCGGUUGAUUAGGACAAAAUUGGUUCCUUUAGGAACUGUACGUGCACCUUUGGAUGCAUACGGUUCAAAAAAAUUGCGAAAAAAGAAUCAAUGUGUCGAUUCCAGUUCUAUUUUUUUUUUUUUUUUUUCUGUAAUAGGUUUUUGUUUUUCUAAUAAAGCUUCCAUUUUUAAAAAGACAUGAGAUGAGUUUUGGCUUCCUUACCUAUAAAAAAAGAAUUUACUGAACUUAUUGAAAUUGAACAAAUCUCUCUCAUUGAUGUAUUGUUUCAUCGACAUUCAAAUCACGAUGUAAUUUUCUUGUUUCUGAAUGGGCCUUUUCAAUUCUUUUAGGUUCAUGUUCUACUCCGGGAAAAGAUCUGUCCGAAUUCCAUUUGCACAUAUAGGGCAAAUGGUCUCAGUACCACUUCUUUUUGUUACGACUUUUUUUUUUCAAUUCGUUUCAUGCCUUUCCCCAAUCAUUCGAUGUACUCAUCAUACUAUUCCGUUGGUUAUUGGUUGGACGUUUGAAAUCACUCCUAUAAUAAGGAUAAGAAUCGUUUAUGAUACAAGCGGUAAUCAUACAUUACAUGGAUUACCAAUUUGGUAUUUUCUGAACGGAGCCUGGAUACUUUAUUACUUUAUUUUAUCUGGAUACUUUAUUACUUUAUUUUAUUUUUAUUUUUCCAAGUCAACCAUAAAUUCUCCUAAUUGAUCCUCAAAAUAAAUAAAUUGAUCUAAUUGCACUUCACGCUCCGAAUGAUUGAUGGUUCACUCAAUACAAUAUUUCUUAGGCGAAACAGAGGAUAUUUCGAUCGAGGGAGAGAGAACGGGUAAAUUCCAUAUAACCCAAUAUGUCUGACAAGUCGCACUAUAAGUCAACCCAAACUGCAUCUUCCUCUCCAGGACUCCGAAAAGGUACUUUUGGAACACCAACGGGCAUUAAAUUAAAGAAAAAAUUGAGUACUAUACUUCACUUUAAUGUGGAAACAUAACAAUGGCUUUAUCGUCUUCAUCCCUUUUUCUGUUUAUUGUAUUUUAUACAUAGAUUUUUAUACAUAAAUUGGAAGGUUUAUUUUAUAGAGUAAGACAGAAUGAAUAAAGAAAAAUUUUAACUAACGGAUCAAUCGUUGGAGUAAUAAACAAGUAUCUAUGCAUUCGUUUCCCGAAAGUAGAACUAAUCCUCCCAUUGCGUAUUGGUACUUAUCGGGUAUAGAAUAGAUCUGCUUCUCUUUGUUCUUACGAACAGAAUUGUUCCAUUAUUUUCAAUGGAACGGAAUAAAAAUUAACCCUUUCUCAUACGGAAUCUACUGAAAAGGUUAGAUACAUAGUAUAGUCUUUUCCAAUGCGAUAAAAUAAAGUGACAUAGUGUCUAUUUUUCUUUGAUAAAGGGGUAUUUCCAUGGGUUUGCCUUGGUAUCGUGUUCAUACUGUCGUAUUGAAUGAUCCCGGUCGAUUGCUUUCUGUCCAUAUAAUGCAUACAGCCCUAGUUGCUGGUUGGGCCGGUUCGAUGGCUUUAUACGAAUUAGCGGUUUUUGAUCCCUCUGACCCCGCUCUUGAUCCAAUGUGGAGACAAGGUAUGUUCGUUAUACCCUUCAUGACUCGUUUAGGAAUAACCAAUUCGUGGGGUGGUUGGAGUAUUUCAGGAGGAACUGUAACGAAUCCCGGUAUUUGGAGUUAUGAAGGUGUGGCAGGGGCACAUAUUGUGUUUUCUGGCUUGUGCUUCUUGGCAGCUAUCUGGCAUUGGGUGUAUUGGGACCUAGAAAUAUUCUGUGAUGAACGUACGGGCAAACCAUCUUUGGAUUUGCCUAAGAUCUUUGGAAUUCAUUUAUUUCUCUCAGGGUUGGCUUGCUUUGGCUUUGGCGCAUUUCAUGUAACAGGUUUGUAUGGUCCUGGAAUAUGGGUGUCCGAUCCUUAUGGACUAACUGGAAAAGUACAACCCGUAAGUCCAGCGUGGGGCGCAGAAGGCUUUGAUCCUUUUGUUCCCGGAGGAAUAGCCUCUCAUCAUAUUGCAGCGGGUACAUUGGGCAUAUUAGCAGGCUUAUUCCAUCUUAGUGUCCGUCCGCCUCAACGUCUAUACAAAGGAUUACGUAUGGGCAAUAUUGAAACUGUACUUUCCAGUAGUAUCGCUGCUGUUUUUUUUGCAGCUUUCGUUGUUGCUGGAACUAUGUGGUAUGGUUCAGCAACUACCCCAAUCGAAUUAUUUGGUCCCACUCGUUAUCAGUGGGAUCAGGGAUACUUUCAGCAAGAAAUAUAUCGAAGAGUUAGCGCCGGACUAGCCCAAAAUCUGAGUUUAUCGGAAGCUUGGUCUAAAAUUCCCGAAAAAUUAGCUUUUUAUGAUUACAUUGGUAAUAAUCCAGCAAAAGGGGGAUUAUUCAGAGCAGGGUCAAUGGACAACGGGGAUGGAAUAGCUGUUGGGUGGUUAGGACACCCCGUCUUUAGAGAUAAAGAAGGGCGCGAGCUUUUUGUACGUCGUAUGCCUACCUUUUUUGAAACAUUUCCGGUAGUUUUGGUAGAUGGAGACGGAAUUGUUAGAGCCGAUGUUCCUUUUAGAAGGGCAGAAUCAAAGUAUAGUGUUGAACAAGUAGGUGUAACUGUUGAGUUCUAUGGUGGCGAACUCAAUGGAGUCAGUUAUAGUGAUCCUGCGACUGUAAAAAAAUAUGCUAGACGUGCCCAAUUAGGUGAAAUUUUUGAAUUAGAUCGGGCUACUUUGAAAUCUGAUGGCGUUUUUCGUAGCAGUCCAAGGGGUUGGUUCACUUUUGGCCAUGCUACGUUUGCUUUGCUCUUCUUUUUCGGACACAUUUGGCAUGGCGCUAGAACCUUGUUCAGAGAUGUUUUUGCUGGCAUUGAUCCAGAUUUGGAUGCUCAAGUGGAAUUUGGAGCAUUCCAAAAACUUGGGGAUCCAACUACAAAGAGACAAGUAGUCUGAUACAACAUUGCUCUGGUAUCUUUCGCCUCUUUUUUUGAUUUGACAUAGGGUUAGGGUACUGAAGAAAUCUUGACUUGAAUCACCAUCUUUUCUUUGACUCUUUCCUUUUCUUUAUAUGGUAAAUGAUGCCAAAUGAAUAGGUGUGGAAGCUAUAAUUGUAAACCACGAUCGAAUCUAUGGAAGCAUUGGUUUAUACAUUCCUUUUAGUCUCGACUUUAGGGAUAAUUUUUUUCGCUAUCUUUUUUCGAGAACCGCCUAAGGUUCCAACUAAAAAAUGAAAUAAUUUUUCAUUAUCUCAGUUGAAGUAAUGAGUCUCCCCAUAUGGGAGGCUCAUUACUUCAACUAGUCCCCGUGUUCUUCGAAUGGAUCUCUUAGUUGUUGUGAGGGUUGCCCAAAAGCGGUAUAUAAGGCGUACCCAGUAAAGCUUACAAGUAAACCAGAUAUGAAGAUGGCGACUAGGGUUGCUGUUUCCAUUUUUAGACAAUUUCAAGAUCACAAUGGAUCUACGAUAAGAUCGUUUAUUUACAACUACAACGGAAUGGUAUACAAAGUCAACAGAUCUCAACCAAUGAUUAAAUAGGAUUUAUGGCUACACAAACCGUUGAGGAUAGUUCUAGAUCUGGGCCAAGACAAACUACUGUAGGGAAUUUAUUGAAACCAUUGAAUUCGGAAUAUGGUAAAGUAGCUCCGGGCUGGGGGACUACACCAUUAAUGGGAGUCGCAAUGGCCCUAUUUACGGUAUUCCUAUCUAUUAUUUUGGAAAUUUAUAAUUCUUCCGUUUUACUGGAUGGAAUUACAAUGAGUUAAGUUUAUAAGAACUUUGAAGUCCUAGUUUUCAAUCAAAAAAAUUACUUUACUUAAAACUCGGAUUUCUAGACCAUUCUGGUAGUUCGACCGUGGAAUUUAUUUGUUUCGGUAUCUCCGGAAUAUGAGUGUGUGACUUGUUAUAAUUGAUCCUAUUGAUAAUACAGAGAAUGGUCCUGUUAUCUCUAUCGAGAUGAUUCUAUUUCGUCGGAUAGUUAUUCUAGUAUCUGGAGCACGGAAUAUAUAUAGAAUAUAGAAUAGAUUAAUAAAAGAAAUAUUAAAACUAUGAUUCAUACCUACUAUUCAGACCUCGCAACCGGACUCAGAAAUUUUCAAAUAGAUAUUUCCUAAAUCAAACGAUUUUUCUUCCUUCGGACUUAUUUUUUUCUUGACCGAAGGACAACUCUUUUUCUAGAUUUUGUUGAGUCAUUACAUUCAUCGAAUAAGUGAUCAUCAAAGGGUUCUUACUCAGAGAACCUUUGAGUUUAGCUUGAGGCUUUGCUUUAUUAAAUUAAAUCAUCGUGGUUCUAGUAUGAAUCUGGGGUUUCAAUUGAUUCAUAGGGUCUCAACAAGCAAAUUCCUAUCAAUAGUAAAACAAGAAUCAAUCCGCAUUACACAAAAAAACAAGAAAUAAAAUAACAAAUAAAAAAAUAGGGAAGAGAAGAUUCAAAAGGCCUGUAAUGAUCAACAUCAAAAGAGACAGAUGAGCCAACUUGAUAUUUUGAGGCAUUAUCAUACAAAGAAGAAAUUUCUUAUUUUUGUUACUUCGUAUCUUCGGGUCGGGGCAAAUCAAGCGGCUAAGCUAAGAAGUUUUUAACUUUCUAUUACAUAUCCGUUGAAAUCAGCAUUUGUGUGUUUCUGCUUGAGCCGUACGAGAUGAAAUUUUCAUAUACGGUUCUCAGAGGGGGAGUCCCUUGGCCUUGGUUACCUAUCUCAAUAAAGUAUAUGAUUGGUUUGAGGAACGUCUUGAGAUUCAGGCGAUUGCAGAUGAUAUAACUAGUAAAUAUGUUCCUCCUCAUGUCAACAUAUUUUAUUGUUUAGGGGGGAUCACACUUACUUGUUUUUUAGUACAAGUAGCUACAGGUUUUGCUAUGACUUUUUACUACCGUCCAACCGUUACAGAGGCUUUUUCCUCUGUUCAAUACAUAAUGACCGAGGCCAACUUUGGUUGGUUAAUCCGAUCAGUUCAUCGAUGGUCAGCAAGUAUGAUGGUUCUAAUGAUGAUCUUGCACGUAUUUCGUGUGUACCUUACAGGUGGAUUUAAAAAACCCCGCGAAUUAACUUGGGUUACAGGUGUAGUUUUGGCUGUAUUGACGGCAUCUUUUGGUGUAACUGGUUAUUCCUUACCUCGGGACCAAAUUGGUUAUUGGGCAGUAAAAAUUGUGACAGGCGUACCUGAAGCUAUUCCCGUAAUAGGAUCGCCUUUGGUAGAGUUAUUACGCGGAAGUGCUAGUGUGGGCCAAUCCACUUUGACUCGUUUUUAUAGUUUACACACUUUUGUAUUGCCUCUUCUUACUGCCGUAUUUAUGUUAAUGCAUUUUCCAAUGAUACGUAAGCAAGGUAUUUCGGGUCCUUUAUAGAAUCAUAGAUAUUUGUAAUUGAUCAUAUAUCAUACUGGGGAGGAACGAUAGACAAUAAUAUUUCAUUGCUAGAAAUAUGGAUUAUUGAAAAAAUAAGACAUGUUAUUUGGAUACUUUUCUUCAACUUCGAGGUAUUGUAUUCCUUAUUUGAUACGAAUAGUUGAAGUGAAUUUUCCGAAGAGAGGAUGGAUUAUGGGAGU